AUGGCAGCACACAGAGGAUACCUGCUCCUCCUUGGAUUUCUGGGAUUCAUAUUCCUCAUCAUUUUGUUCUAUUACCAAUGGGACAUUUCACAACAACAGCGAGCAGAGAGGACGUAUCAGCAACAGGAGCUGAGACAGCAGCUGCUAAGAGAAAUGUGCAAUGGUGACAAAGAGGCAUUCUCUGAGGGGAAGUACAGUUUAGAUGACUUAAGUGACGAAGAGAUGAAGAACUUAAUUGUGGAUGACAAUCACGGCAUCAUCUACUGUUAUAUUCCCAAGGUGGCCUGUACCAACUGGAAGAGGGUUAUGUUUGUCCUGAAACAGGGUGAGCCAUAUGUUGACCCCAUGUCCAUCUCUGGUGACUUGGUCCACGAGGCAAAUGAGCUCACUCAACUAACCAACUUCUCAAGAACAGAGAUAAAGGUAAGGCUGAAGUACUACAGCAAAUUCAUGUUUGUCCGGGACCCGUUUGUCCGUCUUAUCUCAGCCUACCGAGACAAGUUCCUGCGGUACAAUGAGUACUACUAUGAAAACUUUGGCCGGACCAUUCUGCGUCUGUAUGGGAAUAAUCCUGAUCCACCACAGACUUUGGAGGAAGCGUUCGCAUCAAACAUACGCCCCUCUUUCUACAACUUUAUUCAGUACCUCCUGGACCCCCUGACAGAGAAGCAGGAGCCCUUUGAACCCCACUGGAGGCAGAUGUACCGCAUGUGCCACCCCUGCCUCAUACAGUAUGAUUUUGUUGGCCAUCAGGAGACUCUUCAGGACGAUGCCGAACUGCUGCUAGGUAACCUGCAACUGAAGGAUGAAAUCAAUUUCCCGCCUUCUUACGAAAACAUGACAUCCCCUUAUUCAAUGUCGGAUUGGUAUGAAACAGUGCCCCUAGAGGACAGGAGGAGGUUGUACAAGCUCUAUGAGGAGGACUUCAGGAUGUUUGGCUACAGUAAACCCACCACAUUGCUUGAUGAUUGA
This is a messenger RNA of Scomber japonicus (chub mackerel), 972 nucleotides long. RefSeq names its product carbohydrate sulfotransferase 12-like. Gene Ontology annotation, biological process: carbohydrate biosynthetic process; proteoglycan biosynthetic process. The transcript has 5 exons. The record is from RefSeq and is a predicted model, not a curated record. Gene Ontology annotation, molecular function: sulfotransferase activity. Gene Ontology annotation, cellular component: membrane. Bases 1 to 972 code for a protein of 323 amino acids. Lineage: Eukaryota; Metazoa; Chordata; Actinopteri; Scombriformes; Scombridae.